This is a messenger RNA of Punica granatum (pomegranate), 1096 nucleotides long. Lineage: Eukaryota; Viridiplantae; Streptophyta; Magnoliopsida; Myrtales; Lythraceae. The record is from RefSeq and is a predicted model, not a curated record.
CCUAUCACACUUGCGAUGAGUGGAAGCAGACACAGAGCCCACCUCUCUCUCCUCCACCACCCUUGUCCUUCCUUCCUAUGUAUUUUAGAGAGAGAAACUGCCAUUAACACUGCAAGAUUAGCUGCGGGUUUUAACGCCUCAUCAUCAUCCCCUAAAGGUUUGUUCUCUGGAUAUAGAGGAUGAGCUCUUUGGAUGUGGCGAGAGCAGAACUCGCGCUUGCGGUUCUGUAUCUCAAUAAAGCUGAAGCCAGGGACAAGAUCUGUAGGGCAAUACAGUAUGGUUCGAAAUUCAUCAGCGAUGGCCAGCCCGGCACGGCUCAGAAUGUUGAGAAGUCGACUAGCUUGGCUCGCAAAGUUUUCCGUCUCUUAAAGUUCAUCAACGAUCUUCAUGCUCUGAUCAGCCCGAGUCCUCAAGGGACACCACUUCCUCUGGUUUUGCUGGGAAAGUCCAAGAAUGCCUUGUUGUCAACCUUCUUGUUCCUUGAUCAAAUCGUCUGGCUCGGUAGAUCUGGCAUCUACAAGAACAAAGAACGUGCUGAGCUGAUCGGUCGGGUCUCCCUCUUUUGUUGGAUGGGUUCCUCGAUCUGCAGCGUCUUGGUCGAGAUAGGGGAGCUGGGAAGGCUUUCAGCAUCGAUGAAGAAAUUGGAGAGGGAACUUAAGAACAGCGAUAAGCACCAAGAUGAACGAUACCGAGCCAAGGUUAAGAACUCAAACGAAAGAUCUCUUGCCCUGAUCAAGGCAGGUUUGGACAUUGUAGUCGCAGUGGGUCUGCUUCAACUGUCCCCAAAGAAGGUUACUCCUCGAGUAACCGGAGCCUGUGGAUUCGUCAGCUCUCUCAUUUCCUGCUAUCAGUUACUUCCAUCACCCGCAAAAUCAAAGCUGUCUUGAAGUGGGAAGGUUGUGAGAUCAAGAUCGAGAAGAAGUGUCAUUACUUAAGUUUACACGUUUUGUUACAGUUGGAAAAUUCUGCUUCCCACUACUGGAAUGAUACUGAUAAUACCUCUCUGCGCUCUGUAUUUCUGAAAUCCACACCCCAACGCAACCAUUUCUGAAUUCAAUGGCUGUCUUUGAAUUCGAAUUUUUGUGAGUGUCUGUUC